AGAAGGACUGCCUCCACGCACGCUAGGUUAGCCGCCGCCGGCCGCCGGCCGCCUUCACCCGCCGCUGCGGGCCGCCUCCCCCGGCCUCCUCCUCCAUCACCCCGUCUCCUUCUCCCCCGCUCCUCCUACCUGUCCUGGCGCUGGAGCGAUUCCACGGCGGCGACACCACCGCUUUCCCCGCCGUCUCUGCUCCCGCCCCGACGCCUCUGGAUCUCCCGGCCUCGUGUCUUCCGGUACCUCCCGCCACUUGCAAAACCCUAAACCCUGUAAGCAGGCCACGGCUCCUGCCUUGCGGCGGCAAUGGCGAGGGUCCCUGCCGGCGACUGGGUCCCCCACGUUGAGGCCUUCGUCGACGUCUCCCGCUCCCCCGCCCAGCACUCUGCAGGUGUGGAUGCUCUUGUAGCCUUGGUCAACAAGGACAAGCUGACGCUCUUUGAUUUGGUGUCUAAGAUGGACAUGUAUUUGACGACGACAGACCACAUUGUUAGAGCAAGAGGAAUCAUGCUUCUGGGGGAAAUCAUGUCCCGCAUUUCAUCUAAAUGGUUAGAUGUUAAUGCCAUCACAACAUUUUCAGACUUUUUUAUAUCAAGAUUGUCAGAUUGGCAAGCACUGAGGGGAGCACUUGUUGGAUGCUUGGCUCUAUUGCACAGAAAAUUAUCUGUUGGCACUAUUAUGGUUGCUAAUGUCAAAAGACUACUUGAGGCUUUCAUACAUGAUGUUCAAGUACAGUCACUUGCAGCUGCUGACCGCAAGCUGUGCUUUGAAAUUUUUAGCUGCAUACUUGAUCACUACCCAGAAGCUGUCAAGACAAUGGAUGAUGAACUGCUAUACUGGAUCUGUCAAUCAAUCGAUGAAGAAAAAGACCCAGAGUGCUUGAAGCUUUCUUUUCAUGUGGUGGAAGUUGUCAUGAAGCUGUUUCCAGACCCAUCUGGUUUGGCAGACCAAUUUGCAAGUGACUUUUUUGAGAUUCUGAGCAAAUAUUUUCCUGUCUACUUCACACAUGGAGCCGGUGAUAAUUUAGGUGUUACAAGAGACGAGCUUUCUAGGGCAUUGAUGCAUGCCUUCUGUGCAAGCCCGUAUUUCGAGCCCUUUGCCAUUCCAUUGCUUUUAGAUAAACUUUCUUCCUCUCUUCCAUUAGCAAAGCUUGAUUCCUUAAGAUAUUUGGACAAUUGCAUUCAGUGCUAUGGAGCUGAUAGAAUGGUUGCACAUGCAUCAGCUAUUUGGUUUAAGUUGAAAGAAGUGCUUUUUAGCCUUUCUUCAGAUCAACUUUUAUCAUCAGGGUCACCUAAAGAUGCAGAGAAUAAUAAGAAUGAAAUAAUAUCAGAAGCUAAACAUUGCUUGAAGACUGCUGUUACAUAUAUACAUUCUUCGGAUAGAGAUAUUUUCAUCAAUUUGAUCUUGUUGGAUGACGAUAUUGUGAAUAACAUCCAUUCUGUAACAACUGAAGAGAACUCCAUCUGUAGUUCACUGCAAAACCAGAAACAACUGCAAGCCCUUGGAAGUGUCAUUUCCAUUCUUGCUGAAUCAUCUACAUAUUUGUGCACUAGAGUUUUGCAAGCACAUUUUAAACGCUUGGUGGAUAUUUUGGGAAACUCAGCUGGUUUUGAUUCUCAACACCUGAACAUCGGCAAUGGAUCAUCCCCUGCUGCUAUUAACUAUGGAGCUCUCUAUUUAUCUGUUCAAAUGCUUUCAUCCUGCCGAGAAGUCGCUGUGGCAUCUCGAGAAGGCUUCCCAGCAGAGGAGUCCUGGUGGCUCAUCUUAGAGGAAAAGCUGGAUCAAUUCAUCCAGCUUUCUGGAAAAUUGUUGACUAUUGAUUCUCAGACUAUCCAGUCAGCGGUCAGAAAAGAAUGUGUUUCGUAUGCUGUGAAGGGUUUGCUGAUACUUGCAACUAUGCCGGAACAAUGUUCACUUGUACUGGCAAAUGCUUAUGAGGAUAUUUUGCUGAUGCUCACAUCAGUAAUUACAAGCAAGUAUGAAGAUGCACAUUUGUGGAGAUUAUCAUUGAAAGCAUUGACUAACAUUGGCUCAUCUGCUGUGGAAUUCGGUGCUUCUAAAAGAGAAACGGUCUACAAUAGAAUUGUUGUUGACAAGAUUAUUCGUUUGACUGAAUCUUGUGAUGCAUCGAUGCCUCUGAAUCUAAGACUUGAAGCAAGUUUUGAAGUUGGCACCGCCAGUGUGAACUAUAUGUUAAGGGUUGCCAGAUCACUUGAAGAAGCUGUCAUCACAAAUAUUUCUCAGGUUAAUGGAAGUAUAGAAUGUGUGGAAUACGUAAUCUGUCUGAUUGAUUGUUACUGCAGUCGUCUCCUUCCUUGGUUGUUUACUUCCGGUGGUCUCAAUGAACUUGCUUUGAGCUUUGCUCUGCGACUGUGGGAUGAAAUUGGGGACUUGGUUACUCUGGAUAGAAUCAGAUCACAGGGUCUUCUUGACUCGCUAAUGAUGGGAAUGAAGUUAUUAGUAGGAGUCUGCACAGAGGAACAACAGUCAUUGAUUGUUCAGAAAGCAUGUGGCAUAGUAUCAUCGAAGCUGUCUCUCCCAGUGAAUACAAUGACACAUCAUCUGUUGUCUGUAGAGGAGUUAGUUCCUGCACACUCUGUUGAAGAUACAGCCCUUGUGUGUAUGCUUUCAUCAGUAAUAGUCGGUCUUCGGCCUCGAACACCUUUACCAGAAAUGAUCAUGAUUAUUAACCUCUUUUCGGUCUUUCUACUGAAUGGACAUAUACCAGCUGCUCAUGCAUUAGCUUCUAUCUUCAACAAAUAUGUACAGAAUUCAGACUUCUCACAUGAGAAUAAGCUGGAUAAGAAACUUGAUGUUAUUCUUGGGGAAUGUUUCUCAAUUGUAUUAACCAGCAGCAGUUUGAAGAUGUCUCACUCUGCUGCUGUCACUUCAGAUAGUGCUAACUCAGACAGCUUGCCUGGAACUGGAAGCAUAGGUUCAAAGUUUGAUAUCUUAUGUGGCUUGGCAUGGAUUGGCAAAGGGUUGCUUAUGAGAGGAGAUGAAAAAGUGAAGGAAAUUUCACUGUUUCUUCUUAAAUGCCUGGUCUUAGAUCAGAUUUCGGCGAACAUUCCACCCCACCAGGAAGAACACAAUGACAACCUCUCGUCAGAUGCUUCUCUUGCAACAGCUGCAGCUGGUGCAUUCCAUGUGAUGAUGAGUGAUUCAGAAGUCUGCCUAAAUAAAAAGUUCCAUGCAAGAAUAAAGUUUUUAUAUAAGCAGCGUUUUUUCUCAAUACUGAUGCCAAUUUUUCUCUCUAAAAUUAAGGAGACCCCGGAGAUGACAACAAAAUUGGUGAUGUAUCGAGCAUUUGGACAUAUUAUUUCUAAUGCUCCAGUGUCAGCAGUUAUAACAGAAGCCCAUCAGAUUUUGCUCGUCAUGGUUGAUAUCUUAGCUAAAUUGAGCAUGGAUAUUCAGGAUAAAGAUCUGGUAUAUAGUUUGUUGCUCGUCUUAUCUGGAAUGUUGAUGGAUGAAAAAGGCAAAGAAUGCAUUCUGGAAAAUAUGAACAUUAUUGUCAGUGUACUUGCACAACUUGUUUCCUAUCCUCACAUGAUGGUUGUUCGGGAGACGGCCUUGCAAUGUUUUGUUGCCAUGUCCAGCUUUCCCCACUCAAAAGUUUAUCGCAUGCGACCACAGGUCCUACAAGCAGCAAUCAAGGCUCUUGAUGAUAAGAAAAGGGUUGUUCGCCAAGAGGCUGUUCGAUGUCGACAAACAUGGCAAUCAUCAUUUGCUUAAGGUAGUCUUUCUCCUGCCACUGAUCAUAGUUCGGAUGCACUCACUGAACAGAGUGUGUUGUAGAGCAAGUAUGGAAGAUGUGUGAUAGCUCAAUGCAUGUAUACAGGCUGUGGUAGCGCUUAGGGUGGUAGAGUACAAUGCGGCUCCUUCCUCCUCUGAAAUGCUUUUGGACUGUAAGUUGUGGCAGGAGCGUAGUUUUUCGGAUGAAAUUUGGGGAACAACAGUUGGAUGGUGUAUGCCGGUGCAUUGGAUACAAUCUGGCUGACCGCCCUUUUGUCCCCCUUUCCUUGUAUUUAUCAUGAAUGGCCUAGGAUCAUAGUUGCAUUUAUUUGUACGACCAGCUCGCGAAUGUAUCUUUGGGUCUCCUUAUCCAUUGCAUUUGUGUCUCAAGACGGGAGAAUGCAUGAGUCAGAUGUGGCCUGGGUGCUGAUCAUCAUGGCAAAUUGUUCACCGUACCAAAGUAGUUUUUCUAAGCCGUGAGUUCCCCUGGUA
Hordeum vulgare subsp. vulgare (domesticated barley) is the source of this 4218-nucleotide messenger RNA. Its product is annotated as MMS19 nucleotide excision repair protein homolog. The coding region runs from base 301 to 3726 and encodes 1141 amino acids. NCBI's taxonomy places the organism in Eukaryota, Viridiplantae, Streptophyta, Magnoliopsida, Poales, Poaceae. Gene Ontology annotation, cellular component: cytosolic [4Fe-4S] assembly targeting complex. Gene Ontology annotation, biological process: iron-sulfur cluster assembly. The transcript has 21 exons. The record is from RefSeq and is a predicted model, not a curated record.